Messenger RNA from Calliphora vicina (urban bluebottle blowfly), 821 nucleotides. Its product is annotated as ras-related protein Rab6-like. The transcript is spliced from 2 exons. Bases 156 to 821 code for a protein of 221 amino acids. Lineage: Eukaryota; Metazoa; Arthropoda; Insecta; Diptera; Calliphoridae. Gene Ontology annotation, molecular function: GTPase activity; GTP binding. Gene Ontology annotation, biological process: vesicle-mediated transport. The record is from RefSeq and is a predicted model, not a curated record.
UGUUUAACAAAAAUUUCCUUUGGGAUUUUAAAAAGGACCAAAAAAUGUCCUUACCACACCGUUAUUUACAUAUUUCUACUACAUAAUAACGAGUAAUAGUUCGUAAACGUCAAACAUCGAAAAAGCAGCUGAAAUAAAAAUAAAACUGAAGAAAAAUGUCACCAAAUCCUCACUCACCUUUGCCACCAGCUACUAUGUCAUCUGGCGAUUUUGGCAAUCCUUUGCGUAAAUUUAAACUAGUAUUUCUGGGCGAACAGAGUGUUGGAAAAACUUCACUAAUUACACGCUUCAUGUACGACAGCUUUGAUAAUACUUAUCAGGCCACCAUUGGUAUAGAUUUCCUAUCAAAGACCAUGUAUUUGGAAGAUCGUACUGUACGCUUGCAGCUGUGGGAUACGGCUGGCCAAGAACGUUUUCGUUCUUUAAUCCCCUCCUACAUACGGGACUCGACGGUGGCUGUCGUUGUCUAUGAUAUCACUAAUACAAAUUCAUUUUAUCAGACUUCUAAGUGGAUUGAUGAUGUGCGCACAGAAAGGGGUAGUGAUGUCAUAAUAAUGUUGGUUGGAAAUAAAACUGAUUUGGCCGAUAAACGUUUGGUAUCUACCGAGGAAGGGGAACGCAAAGCCAAAGAACUUAAUGUUAUGUUUAUAGAGACUAGUGCCAAAUCUGGCUACAAUGUCAAGUUGUUGUUUAGGCGUGUAGCAGCUGCUCUGCCUGGUAUGGACUCUUCAGCUGAUAGCAAACCAUCUGAAACCAUGCAAGAUAUACAAUUGGGCCAACAGAAUGAACAAAAAGACCCCGAAGGAGGUUGUGCCUGUUAA